This is a messenger RNA of Colletotrichum chrysophilum, 597 nucleotides long. RefSeq lists its product as uncharacterized. The transcript has 3 exons. The record is from RefSeq and is a predicted model, not a curated record. NCBI's taxonomy places the organism in Eukaryota, Fungi, Ascomycota, Sordariomycetes, Glomerellales, Glomerellaceae. Bases 1 to 597 code for a protein of 198 amino acids.
AUGCAGCGGCGCCAUGCACAAGAGGCCCUCUUUGAACACGGCUGUCGUGUUUCGUACGCCUUCUUGGGACCGCGUCGAUGGGAGCCCCACGACGGUUUCCAGCCCAAAAAGGCUGAAGCAUCAUACACGGCGGCUGUCCUGUCACUCCAGAAGCUCCUCAAGGACGAAGGCGGUAUCGCAGCCACAGGCCAAGAUGGGAAACAGGAGUUGUCUAUGGUUGCCAAGCAGCUUCAACAAGCAAAGGAGGGUACUCUGGACAAGAAGAAAAUGUCCAGAUUCGUCAAAUCGUUGGAUCACUACCAAGGUGUCUUUGACAUCCUCUCCCAAGCCGACUUCUCGGGCUUGCCCUUGAUAUGGGGCGGCAUAAAGCUCGUCUUGCUUAUGUCCAAAACCAGUUCCGACACUCUUUCCAAGGUUUUCGAGGUCAUUAUCGACAUCGGUCGAAGCUUAGAACGGAUCAGGGGGUAUGCGAUGCUCUACGCGACCCCACGGAUAACAGAGUUUACUGUCGAGCUCUACGAAGCUGUCGCAGAGUUUCUGGAGAAGGUCAUUACUGAUUUCAAGAAGAGCCCUUUCAGUGAGCAGAAUGGACAAUGA